UAUUCAGAACACAAAGAGUGAAAAGUUUGUAACUAAGAAUAUAAUAAAAUCAUGACUUAAGAAUUACGAAUAAUCCGAUUGAAUUGAUUGAAUAGAAUACACGAAUAACGAUCGUGAAUUCCGAUCUUGCAUAACCCCUUGGCGAUCUUAUCCAGGAUUUUUACGCAAUCUUCGCAGGGUUGGAUAACAAUUGUUGUCAACUGACCCAAAGUAUGGGGAAUCGAGCAAAUUUUAAGAUACAAUCAAAGUGAGAAAUCCAAGAUGUUGCAUCGCUUUUGCCAGGUGAAACCACUGCUCUCUUGCGGUGCUGCAUCACAGAGACUUGUCUCAGCAAGAUGCUUCUCGUCGGCACGCAAAUGCAAGGUUCUUGUCGUCGGCGGCGGUUCUGGAGGUUGUUCCGUGUCGGCGAAGUUAUCAUCAAAACUGGGCCCGGGAAAAGUCGUGAUUCUCGAUCCGGCUGAGAGUCACUACUAUCAGCCGAUGUUCACUCUCAUCGGCGGCGGCAUGAAGAAGCUCGAGGAUUCCGUCACGCCCAUGAAGGAGACUCUGCCGUCUCUGGCCACUUGGGUGCAGGACAGCGUGAUGCAGUUCGAGCCGGAAGCCAACACUGUUAUCACGAAGAAGGGCGACAGGAUCGAGUACGAAGAGAUGGUGAUUGCGGUCGGCUUGGAAUUGCGAUACGACAAAGUGCCUGGUCUUGUGGAAGCUUUGGCAAUUCCUGGCGGAAAAGUCUGCUCAAAUUACUCCCCCAAGUAUGUCAACCGAACCCUGGAGGCGCUAAACAAUUUCCAGCAAGGCAAUGCCAUCUUUACUUUCCCAAAUUCACCCGUUAAGUGCCCAGGAGCGCCCCAGAAAGCCGCCUAUCUCGCUGAGCACUACUUGCGGAGGGCCAAGAAGCGGAAAGACGCCCGUAUUAUCUACAACACCGCGCUUCCGGUGAUCUUUGGUGUGAAACACUACGCCGACGCGCUGUGGAAGGUGGCGAAGAAGCGAGAAGUCACCGUGAAUCUCCGGAUGAACCUCAAGCAAGUGUUCCCGGAGAGAAAUCAGGCUGUUUUUGAGAAUCUCGACAAACCCGGCGAGGAAAGCACGAUGGACUACUCACUGCUUCACGUGACGCCGCCAAUGGCCACUCCAGAUGUCCUGCUGUCCUGUCCGGGACUCACAAACGCCGCCGGUUUUGUGGACGUGAACAAGCACACGCUUCAGCACGUGAAGUACCCAAACAUAUUCGCCAUAGGCGAUUGCUCCUCCACGCCGAACUCCAAGACGGCCGCCUCGGUUGCCGCCCAGGCGCCUGUCGUGUACAGAAAUCUUCUGGCAGUGAUGGAGGGAAAUCCGCCCAGUGCCUCAUACAAUGGCUACGCCUCCUGUCCCCUCGUGACCGGCUAUAACUCGUGCAUCCUCGCGGAAUUCGACUACGAUUUGCAACCCCUCGAGACAUUCCCGAUUCCGCAGGACAAAGAGCGCUACAGCAUGUUGCUGCUGAAGAAGCACUUCAUGCCCUUCCUCUACUGGCAAUUCAUGCUCAACGGCAUGUGGAAUGGGCCGGCGAUUGUGAAGACGCUGCUUGACGUGCUCCGAAAAGAGAAGACAAUUCAGUAGGUUCUGUGUAUUCUUGCAAAGAAAUACAGACGAAUGCGCAGAGUGUUAA
Messenger RNA from Phlebotomus argentipes, 1654 nucleotides. RefSeq names its product sulfide:quinone oxidoreductase, mitochondrial (gene Sqor). NCBI's taxonomy places the organism in Eukaryota, Metazoa, Arthropoda, Insecta, Diptera, Psychodidae. The coding region runs from base 262 to 1605 and encodes 447 amino acids. Gene Ontology annotation, cellular component: mitochondrion. The record is from RefSeq and is a predicted model, not a curated record. The transcript has 3 exons. Gene Ontology annotation, molecular function: FAD binding; sulfide:quinone oxidoreductase activity.